Copidosoma floridanum is the source of this 545-nucleotide messenger RNA. RefSeq names its product ribosomal protein S23 (gene RpS23). Gene Ontology annotation, cellular component: small ribosomal subunit; ribosome. Gene Ontology annotation, biological process: translation. Gene Ontology annotation, molecular function: structural constituent of ribosome. The record is from RefSeq and is a predicted model, not a curated record. Lineage: Eukaryota; Metazoa; Arthropoda; Insecta; Hymenoptera; Encyrtidae.
CGAGAGCUCAGAGAGCAGCACAAGCACGCAACGCAAAUCACGCUCUUUCUUCUGUCUACAGUCACAGAGAAUCAUGGGUAAGCCCCGCGGUCUUCGAACUGCCCGAAAGCACGUCAAUCACAGGCGUGAUCAAAGAUGGAACGACAAAGACUACAAAAAGGCACAUCUUGGCACGAGAUGGAAGGCCAAUCCUUUCGGAGGUGCCUCUCAUGCAAAAGGCAUCGUACUUGAGAAAGUUGGUGUUGAAGCCAAACAGCCCAACUCUGCCAUUAGGAAGUGCGUCAGGGUACAGUUGAUCAAAAAUGGAAAAAAAAUCACAGCUUUUGUACCAAGGGACGGUUGUCUCAAUUCCAUUGAGGAGAACGAUGAAGUCUUAGUUGCAGGAUUCGGUCGUAAAGGCCACGCUGUUGGUGACAUUCCCGGAGUCAGGUUUAAGGUUGUCAAGGUUGCCAACGUUUCUUUGCUUGCUCUUUACAAAGAAAAAAAGGAGCGUCCGAGGUCUUAAGAUACAUUUUUGUUUUGUAAAAAUAAAAUAAAUCUAUAAA